Messenger RNA from Dama dama (fallow deer), 843 nucleotides. RefSeq names its product chromosome 25 C5orf58 homolog (gene C25H5orf58). The record is from RefSeq and is a predicted model, not a curated record. Bases 508 to 753 code for a protein of 81 amino acids. Lineage: Eukaryota; Metazoa; Chordata; Mammalia; Artiodactyla; Cervidae. The transcript has 7 exons.
UCCUAAAAAGCCGAGUGCAAAGAGUUCUGAGGCAAACAGGCAUAGCAAGCAACUGUCAAAAAUAGCACCGUGUUGAAUAUUGACAGCUUUUGUCCAUCUGCUUUCUCAAAAACCCAGCCUCUUUCUUGCAUUGUAAGAAUGUUGAAGUGAAGAAGAAGCCAAGUUCUAGCAGGAUUCCACAGAAUGGAGAAGUCUUCAGGGAUGGAUGGGGCCUAGCCUGGGACUACAACUCCCAGGAUGCACCAGGAGCGGACACUGACCAAUCAGGAAGCCCAGUCUCACUUCCUCGGCCCAGCUCACGCUCUCCCCGCUUAACAGCGAGAAAUUGGUAAAGACCUGUCCAGGCUGCCUCAAGUUGCAUCUUCAGCCUGGCCCCAGUGCAGUUCGCAAGGUCUCUCAGCCCGUGGCUCCCAAGAGCCUGCUUUCCUCACAGUGGCUCUGAAGUGAGUGAAAUAGGAUAAAUUCCCUUGACUCAGGAAAAGGCAGGCGCAAAGAAUUGAUUCCAAGAUGAUUAAGAAUAAUGUUACCGACCAUAAACUAAAUGCGGAAGCCAUAAUUAAAAACAUUAACACAAUUUCUUUGGAGCUAAAAAAAAUGAAUGAACUCUCCCAGUUACUGCUUUGUGACCUUACCCUACAUUUCAGUCAUCCCGUGAAGACAGAUGACUUAAAAGGAACAGAAAGAAACAGCCCCCACUUUGAAGAGUCUAAAAUGCCAGAUGUAUCCCUUGCUUCUGAUAGUUUUUUAAUCUGAUUUUUUAUUUAUUUGUUGCAAAUUUAUGACUUUUUAUUGUUGAAUUAACCCAUUUAUAGGUGAAUUGAGUUUACUAAUAUAUUCAAUUAA